AUGCCCGUCUCGACCGAGUACCUCUCCACCGGGGCAAACAGACAGACCGCCGUCGCAGACUGGCAUAGAGACGGUCUCGUUGCUUUUGGCGCAGACUCCAACGUUGCCUUGUGGGAGCCGACGGCCGACCCCCCCAGAGGCGUCACAAAGCUCCUGAGCGCCCACACAGACAUCGUCAGGGCCGUCCAGUUCCUGCCAGCCGCGGACGGCGACGAGUCGACCUACCUGGUCACCGGGGGAGAUGACAAGACCCUGGUCGUGUGGAAGGCCCCGGUAAGAUCGCAGAACUUCACCGUCGUCCAGACGGCCGCCGCGGGGAGCGACGACGCCCACGCCGGCGCCGUCAACUGCCUGGCCAGCCUGAGACUCACCUCCCCGGCGCAUUCCCCUCGGCCGCGAUGGCUCCUCGUCACCGGCGCCGCCGACGCCACCAUCAAGGUGUGGGAGUUCGCCGGCGACGAGCUGCGCGCGGUGCAGUCCAUCCAGACCGUGCCGAAGCUCUUCCCCCUGUCCCUGGCCCUCAGCCCGCUGGACCGGGACGGCGACGUGCUCGUUCUGGCUGCGGGGGGCACCAAGGACACUAUCCAGAUCCUCACGGCCCAUGUCGGAGCCGACCGUGACGGCCACGGCGACGACCGAAGCAGCAUCCGCUUCUCCGUGCAGGCGCGCCUGUCGGGACAUGAGAGCUGGAUCCGGUCCCUCAGCUUCACGCGCGAGUCGCCCCGCGACCCGGCGUCGGACCUGCUCCUCGCGUCCGCCAGCCAGGACAAGUACAUCCGCAUCUGGCGCGUGCGCGAGGGCGCCGAGCUCCCCGCGCGCGCGGCCGAGGGCGCAGACCCCCUGAGCGGGGCGUACCUCCCGGGCAGGUCGCCGUCCAACAAGGCGCACAGGCUGCGGCCGGCCGGCCGGGACUUCUCCGUCACCUUCGAGGCCCUCCUCCUCGGCCACGAGGACUGGAUCUACAGUGCUCGGUGGUACUGCCACGACGAUGACGAGUCCAUCACCAAGGGGGGCGGCGGCACGCUCCGCCUCCUAUCCACCUCGGCGGACAACUCUCUCGCCAUAUGGGAGGCCGACGCCGACUCGGGCAUCUGGGUGAGCACGGUGCGCCUGGGCGAGAUAAGUAGGGAGAAGGGCGCGACGACGGCGACGGGCAGCACCGGCGGCUUCUGGACCGGGCUGUGGUCGCCCGACGGCCGGUCGGUGGCCUGUCUGGGGCGCACCGGCAGCUGGAGGAGGUGGCGGCACGACGCGGCCGAGGACGCCUGGAGGCCGUGCGUUGCCGUCUCGGGUCACACGCGGGCCGUGACGGCCGUCGCCUGGUCAGCCCAGGGCGAGUACCUCCUCUCCACGAGCCUGGACCAGACCACGCGGCUGCACACGACGUGGAGCGCCGGCGCGGGGAGGGGAACGUGGCACGAGAUGUCGCGCCCGCAGAUCCACGGCUACGACAUAAACUGCAUCGACACCAUCGGCGGCGGCGGCGGCGGAGGCGGCAGCAACCACGGCGCAUCGUCGCAGUUCGUCUCGGGCGCGGACGAGAAGCUGAUGCGCGUCUUCGGGGAGCCCAAGGCCGUGGCGUCCAUGCUGGAGCGGCUGGCGGGCGUGAGCGCGGGCACGGACGGGGACGUGAGCGCCAUGCCCGACGCGGCCAACAUGCCCGUUCUGGGGCUGUCCAACAAGGCCAUCGACGCCGUGGCCGACGACGACGACGAGAUCGAGGCCGUCGACGACCGCGACCGCGAAGCCGUCGACCCGGCCUCGGUCGUCAGGCGCUCCCACCUCGACAUCGACCACCCGCCCUACGAGGAGACGCUGUCGCGCCACACCCUCUGGCCCGAGACCGAGAAGCUUUACGGCCACGGCUACGAGGUGUCCUGCCUGGCCGCCAGCCACGACGGCCGCCUCAUCGCCAGCGCCUGCCGCGCCAGCUCCGCCAACCACGCCGUCAUACGGCUCUUCGAGACUCGUCGCUGGACCGAGCUCUCCCCGCCGCUGUCGGCCCACUCCCUCACCGCCACCCGCCUGCGCUUCUCCCCCGACGACUCCCACCUCCUCAGCGUCGGCCGCGACAGGCAGUGGGCCGUCUUCUCCCGCCAGCAGCGGGAUCCCUCCGCCGCCGAGGUCGACGCCCCGCCCAGCUAUGCGCUCGCCCAGUCGAAUCCAAAGGGCCACUCGCGCAUGAUCCUCGACGCCGCCUGGGCUCCCACCCCGGCCGGCAAGAGCCCCCUCUUCGCCACGGCCGGACGAGACAAGCAGGUCAGGAUAUGGGCGGCGGCAGCGGCCGAAGCAGGAGCCGAUGGUGAGGAGGCGAAGAAGUUGAACUUUUCACAGACCAGCUCGAUUUCUGCUACGGGACCCGUCACGGCCGUCGACUUCCUGCCCUGGGACGUAGACGGCAAGUACGUGCUUGCCGUAGGCUCCGAGAGCGGCCAGGUCAGGAUACACACUGUCGAUGGUGAUUCUCACUCUGUCGUGACGUCACUGCCUUUUACAGAUGAGUAG
This is a messenger RNA of Geosmithia morbida, 2505 nucleotides long. RefSeq names its product elongator complex protein 2. The record is from RefSeq and is a predicted model, not a curated record. The transcript is spliced from 2 exons. Gene Ontology annotation, cellular component: elongator holoenzyme complex. Gene Ontology annotation, molecular function: protein binding. The coding region runs from base 1 to 2505 and encodes 834 amino acids. Gene Ontology annotation, biological process: tRNA wobble uridine modification. Lineage: Eukaryota; Fungi; Ascomycota; Sordariomycetes; Hypocreales; Bionectriaceae.